GACGCGAAUAGGUGCAACGACAGUUAAGAGUAUCGUCCGAACUCCAGAUUACUCCGGCGGAAGAGUUCAGAACCAUGGACAGCGUCAAAAUUAGAGUCGUUAUGUACCUGGGCGUCUGCCUGUCCGUAUUCGCUAUCAUUUGUCAGGGGCAAAUGGCACCGGAGAACGGUCUCUCUUCACAAGAGGAGCAGAACCAAAUGGCACAUGUCACCAGGGACCUGGCAGAGGCGCUCGAGGGAUUGCUGGAAGGCGCACAGGACAACCGGAUAUCACUUGAGAAAAAAGCCAGUGUCAUUCCCCGGUGUGACGUGGGCGAGCGGUGCGCGAUGAAGCACGGACCACGCAUCGGCCGACUCUGCGACUGCCUCAGAGGAACUGCCUGCAACUCGUUCUUCCUGCGCUGCUACUAAGCUCAGAGCGCGCAGCCGCCGCCGCCGCCGCCGCCGCCUCUCGGGCGUAUUAGAUGGAACCAUUCCAAGGGACCAAGACGCGCGAUAUGUUCUGAUACUAUUAGCCAUUAUUAGUCUGUGUCUCAGUCUGCAUGUCUGACCUUGUCUCUCAACCGUCUCGUCUCGACAAAACGAA
Messenger RNA from Megalops cyprinoides (Indo-Pacific tarpon), 585 nucleotides. RefSeq names its product cocaine- and amphetamine-regulated transcript 4 (gene cart4). Gene Ontology annotation, molecular function: neuropeptide hormone activity. Gene Ontology annotation, biological process: cellular response to starvation; positive regulation of MAPK cascade; G protein-coupled receptor signaling pathway. Lineage: Eukaryota; Metazoa; Chordata; Actinopteri; Elopiformes; Megalopidae. The transcript is spliced from 3 exons. The record is from RefSeq and is a predicted model, not a curated record. The coding region runs from base 75 to 410 and encodes 111 amino acids.